Lactuca sativa (garden lettuce) is the source of this 1587-nucleotide messenger RNA. RefSeq names its product protein-tyrosine-phosphatase PTP1. NCBI's taxonomy places the organism in Eukaryota, Viridiplantae, Streptophyta, Magnoliopsida, Asterales, Asteraceae. The record is from RefSeq and is a predicted model, not a curated record. Gene Ontology annotation, molecular function: protein tyrosine phosphatase activity. Gene Ontology annotation, biological process: protein dephosphorylation.
AAGACCAAUUCUCUUUGGCUUCGGCCAAUCCAAUAAAAUCACUUGUGUCUUGUGGUGGGGCAGCAGCGUACGGUACAAGUCAAGCUUGCCCGAUAACAACCUUUCACCACCGCCAUCAUCCACCACGGGCAACAUCACUUCCUUUCGCAGUCGGAGCCGUAAAUCGGUCAUGGCUGCCUCCGCCGGUACGAAACCUCUAACAUCUUCCUCAUCGUCUUCUGCUACUGCUGCUCCUCCUCCUGAUUCGUUCGAUAUGUCCUCUGGAUUUCCACCCAAGCUGUCACUCAAACCCGAUCAACUCCGUUACUGCGUCCAAGCUCUCAAAAUUUUCAAGGAAAAGCGUACUGAUCAGUGUUCAGUAAUUGAGAAAGAGUUCUCCAUUUUGCAGGAUCAUAGGAUGAGAUCUUCAGAAGUUAAUAAUAGUUGCUCGGUGGCUAAACUAAAAGUCAAUUCUAGAAAAAAUCGCUACUCAGAUGUUGUUCCAUUUGAUGCAAACAGAGUUGUUCUUGAUCCAUGCAAAGAUCACAGGUCAUCAACAAUGGGAUACAUCAAUGCUAGUCUUAUCACAGCAGAGGCUAAUCCAUCUGAAAGUGUAUCUCGAUUCAUAGCCACUCAAGGCCCUCUUCCUGAAACCUUUGAAGAUUUCUGGGAAAUGGUACUCCAAAAUCAUUGUCCAGCAAUUAUCAUGCUCACUCGCCUAGUUGACCACCACAGGAUCCAGAAGUGUGGAGACUAUUUUCAAGCAGAAAAUGGUCCAAGAUUGUUUGGCAAUAUAUGUACAAAUACCAGAAGAAUAACCACAACCGAUAGCUCACUAGUGUUACGCCAUAUGGAGGUGAAUUAUGAAGAGUCUGAGGGUCCUCCUCUACCUGUUUUGCAUAUUCAAUAUCCAGAAUGGCCUGAUCAUGGAGUUCCAGAUGACACGUCAGCAGUUCGAGACAUUUUUAGAAGAUUACGUAAUCUACCCUCAUCAAAAGGACCAAUCGUGGUGCAUUGCAGUGCAGGAAUCGGUAGAACUGGAACAUAUUGUGCAAUUCAUAACACAAUUCAAAGAAUUUUAAUUGGUGACAUGUCUGCUUUGGAUCUUGUUAAAACCAUAGCCACUUUCAGAUCACAAAGGAUGGGGAUGGUCCAAACAUUGGAUCAAUACUUCUUCUGCUAUGAAGCUAUUGUUGAUGAACUUGAAGACCUUAUCUCAGAUUCCAACAUUCAAUCAAGGUCAAAAUGAUUUUGAUCACGAGUCAAAUUCGUGGAGUCAAAUGCAAGAUUUGAUGGGUGUGAUUGUUGAGGUGUAAGGCAAUUAUGAAAUGACAUGUUUAACCCUCCUGCUUCAUGUUUUAAUUGGUUGGUUUAGGUGUGAUUAGUGAUAGUAGCAAUUAAUCUGAUGUGAUUGUGCUUGGUGAUUUCUGAUAAUAAAUCCCUAAUGAUCCUUGAAUUUUGGGAUUUUGUACAUCACCAUGUGCAAUCUGAUUGAGAUUCUGCUUUAUUUGUUCUCUGUAAAAUGACAUCUUUAACUUCUCCUCCAGUAGCUCAACCCUUUUACAUGGGAAAAGCCAUUUGGUAUUAUUGAAAAUUAGGUUAAAUAAA